CGACUUUGAAUCAUUGUUGAGGCAGUGGCAACGCGUGUGGAUUUGUGAUUGAACGCGAUAAUGUUACAUUUCUGGGAUCUGGUUGCAUAAUCUUGCUGCUAAGCGGGCGCGCAUCAGGAAUGUUGACGCUUCCAGGGUCAGGCUGCAUUUGAACUGGAUGAAUAUGAUAUCGCAAUGCUAACCUUGACAAUCGUAACAGAUAUCAACAAACCGGUCCGCCAGCAUUUGGACUCGGAAGAAGAGGGCCCAAUGAUUGACAAGCAACAGGUAUAAAAGUACUUGUUCCACGUGCUUCGUCAGUACACAAUUGCAACAGUUCAAAUUGUCAAUAUCUGGAAAAGCAUAUCAUCGUAAACUUCAAUCAUGAAGCUAGCAGCCGUUCUCGUAGUUGCCCUGGCAUGUGCCACCUUUGCGACCGCCAAACCAACCCUGCUGACCAAGAAAAUUCUACUGAAAAAAUACGCUCUACCCCGGUACAUUUCCGGGGGAAGCUUCAGCUUGCCACAGCUCCCGAGCCUGUACAUUCCAUUUCCCUUCUCCUCGUUCUGGCCGGCAUCGAAAUCGUCCUCCGAGCCUGCCCCAACGAUCGUCUACCACUCCCUGGAGGAACCUCAAGAGGAGCCGCAAAACCAAGAAACUCAUCCCGUCCCAGAAGCCGAAAAAGCUCAAAUCAACGUUCUGGAAGACAUCAACCAUGCAUCAUCCCAGCAGGUCUACCAAGAACCCUUGAGCAACGCCAUCGAUCUGCGCUCGCCGGUCUACAUCGCCGAAACUCUAGCAGUCCGACACGAGGCCCCACUUCCGGUCGGCUACCAGGAAUCGGUGCACAUCCGGAAUGUUGAGCCAGCUCCGGGAACGCAGUAACGGGUGUGUCGGUUUUUUUUUUGUUAGCUAAUGAGUGUGAAUAAAUUUGUUUUUGUACAA
Molecule: messenger RNA, 924 nt
Organism: Uranotaenia lowii
Lineage: Eukaryota; Metazoa; Arthropoda; Insecta; Diptera; Culicidae
Exons: 2
Coding region: 364-864 (166 amino acids)
Source: RefSeq, a predicted model, not a curated record